AUGAUGAUUGCCGCCUUGAUGGUAUUCGAGGUGUCUGCUGCAGUUGAAGCCGAGACCGCUACUGCAGCUCCUACUCCGUUAGGGUCAGAGGCCAUGACUACGUGCGCCAAUUAUGGCGCGGACCCGGUAGUCCAAGUCGUUGGAGAUGUUGGCGAGACCACCAAGUGGAGAUAUCCUCACGAUUACUACAAGUGUUGCUGGCCACACCACCACCAUCACCAUCAUCAUAAGUGGUGCUGGCCCUAUUACAAAUUCAGUCUGAGCCACGGCUGCCGCUGCUCCGACAGCUCUAAAAAGUCAAGUGCCAAGCCAGGUUUCUCUAAUUACCAUCGCCACAUCUUCCAGUCCGGGGAACCUGCUUCGACCUCCAGUUACAAGCAGCAUCAAUAG
Molecule: messenger RNA, 390 nt
Organism: Lobosporangium transversale
Lineage: Eukaryota; Fungi; Mortierellomycota; Mortierellomycetes; Mortierellales; Mortierellaceae
Exons: 2
Coding region: 1-390 (129 amino acids)
Source: RefSeq, a predicted model, not a curated record